UUUCUCCAUAGCUUUGUGUGCAUAAGGUACAAUCUUAGUUUUCCAUCUGCAUUAACCUUUUCUUUCCUCAUCUUCGUCUUCACAGGGUAAAGUCUUUUUCUUCCAACUGCAUUUAUCUUUUCUUCCGUGCAAUGUCAAUUUAGCAUGACUUGUAACUAUAUCGUCUCUCCCUUCAUCACAGUGGUACCUUUACACACCUUUCUCCUGUUCUCAGGUGGGCAAAGAUGUUGACACACCGAACGUAAAUGGUCAAAUCAUAGUUGUGCCUCUGCCUUUGCUGCCAGAGCCAACCAGGACCACCGCCACCACCGUUCCUUUGAUUGACCCAAUCGUUGUUUCUGCUUUGUUUCUCUCUCAAGUCCAGCAAAAAAAAAAAAAAUAAUAAUUCCAGCUCGUGUAGGGCAACCUGUAGUCUAACAUGAAACUCUGUCUACAUCUCAGUCUUCUCUUCUUCUUCCAUCAUAGUCUGGCUCCUCUGCCUCCACAUCGCGUGCCCUGAACAAACCCUCGCCUUAGUCUGCACUUGAAUUUCUGUUCCAGUCUGGUGUUGGGCAACCCGCAAUCCAACAUGAAGUUCUGUCCACCACCCAGGCUCUUUCACCAUCACAGUCUGGAUCGUCUUCGUCCACGUCUUCUCAGUCUGCACUUGAAUCCACAACUGAACUUGCACCCCUUCCAGCACCCCUGCCUGCUCCUCUCCCUGCACCCUUACCAGCACCUCUCCCUGCAUCCGUGCCUGGGGCUGAACUCGCACCCCUGCUUCCACCUCAGCCCACAAUGCAAUCCUCGUCUAACCGCAUUGUCCAGUCCACAGCCUCUUCAACCCAACCUCCCCCAGAGUCUUCAUCCCUAGCUACCCGAGAGCCCUUCUUACCUACAGUGUCGCCAGGGGGCACUCAGCGAGGUUUUCGUCCCACCGUUGCACCCUCUACUCGCCAAGAUUUCCGCCCUACCGUGCCCUCCCAUUUACGGAACGAGGAGGUCUUUCUUCCUACGGUGCCUCCAUCCUCGGCGAGGGCAGACAGGCAUGGAAGUUCUUACCCCAGGGUCUCCCCUCCUUCGCUGUAUUUACCUCCAGAUGUUGAGUUUCCUGUGUACUCAGCUCCUCGUUCAUCCGCCGAGGAAGACAAGAAUAACCCUAGCCAGCCAAGUGGUAACAAAUACUACUACUCAUCCAGCAAGUCAACUAGUCAUCACACCAACUACUCAUCACCUGCCCACUCUCACUACUCGUCUGGUGAGUCAAAGGACCACAAAACGCGCUACUCAUCAGCUGACUCAACCGGGCAUCACGCCCACUACUCCUCCGGUGAGUCAAGUAGCCACAAGACACAUUACUCAUUGGAGAAAACAGCUGGCGAUCACACCAACAACCCCCCUCCUGUGGCUAGUGGCUACCAAACCCCCGCGCUGUAUUCCCUGCCAAAAUCUCAAGCAAAGUCGCCUCAUCAGAAACCCGGGUACGUAGCUUCUCGACACACCCAAACCUCGGUCACCAAAGAAUAUGUGUCCUCUGUUGGUGGUUCAUCCAAUUUAACACACUACAACUCCCUCGGCCAUCCACAGAGCCAGUAUCCAACCCCUCCAUACAUUCAUACUUCUGUGACUCAGGAAUACGUGCCCCCAGUUGGUGUUCCAGAUAGUCCGUCAUCAAGGUAUAUUCAGCCCCAGUUACAUGUUGCUCAUCACGGUCAGUACCCAGUUAAUCUGGUACAGUCAUCUGGGAUUCAACAGGCUGGCUCUCCAGUCAUCCAAUCAGAUUUGUUAAGUCAGCAAGGCCAGUUCCCAGCCACUCAUCAAGCCCAAUUUCCAGCUCCACAACAAGGUCAGUUUCCGGCUUCACACCAAGGAAGCUACCCAGUCAAUCAACCAGCUCAGUUUCCAGCUCCACAAGCCCAAUUCCUCAAUCAUCAACCGCAGUUGGCAGCCCCUCAGAGCAUACAAUUUCCAGGAACUCAGCCAGCCAAUUUACCUGUUACGCAAGCCCAUUUCUCAGAUUCUCAAGCUGCGCUGUUUACAAGGGCACAGUUUCCACCCAGUCAUCCAGCCCAGUCCACAGUCACACAUCACGCUCAGUUUCCAGUCCAGCAGCAAUCCCACUUUCCCGUCAGUCAACAACUUAAGUUUCCAGCCGCUCAACCAAUGUCUCAUAGAACUCACUCUCUCGGAGCUCAGUCAAUCUUCUUUCCAGUCGGUCCGUUCUCAGAUUCUCAAGAAGUAGUGUUCACUGGUGCCCAGCCAAGGCAUUUCCCAGCAUCUCAACAUUCACAAUUUCCGGGCACACAACCCCAGUUUCUAGUUACUCAUCCUCAAGCACCGCCUACACAAAACCAGUUACCGGUCUCUCAAGUCCAGUUUCCAGUAGCCCAGCCCCAGUUUCCGGUCAAUCAAGCCCAGUUCCCAGUCUCCCAAGCUCAGUCCCCAGUCCCACAACCAACUCAGUUUUCAGUCGCACAGCCAGCACAGUUCCCCGUUUCCCAAGCUCAGUUCCCAGUCUCACAGCCUGCCCAGUUUCCAGUCUCUCAACAAGCCCAGUUCUCAGCCAUUCAACAGCCUCAGUUCCUCACAGCUGAGACAGAUUCUCACGAAGUUGGUCGUUCAAAAAGUCACAAACAUUCUCAUCAUUCCCGCCACUCGAGGCGUCAGGGAGGGGCCGCAUCUUCCCCUCGACAGGGUCUUCCAGGUCUGGCCAGCUCCCCACUGCCGUCCCUGCUUUCCGGGAUAGCUUCGUCUUCAUCUCGUCCCUCCACCUCCCCCACCGCUCCCCGAACCAGUCAGACGAGUGAGGAACAAAGCUCAGAGGACAGCGGGACACCGUCCGUCAGCGACUCUUCUUUGAGAAAGGGCCGCCGAAGAGGAGACAGGCGAAGACCAUCGUUCCUAAGCAGACUCCUCGAGAACCCAGAGAUGGCCAUUCGCUUCCUGCGUCUGCUAGGUGGUGGCAUCGAGGCCCUUGGUGGGAGUGGAGGCCGUGGUGGGGGUGAAGGGCUUGGCGGACUGUUGGAUUUGCUGCAGGGUGGUGGUGGUGGUGGAGGGCUUGGUGGACUCCUGGAUUUGCUGCAGGAUGGCGGUGGUGGAGAUCUUGGUGGACUCCUGGAUUUGCUGCAGGGUGGCGGUGGUGGAGGGCUUGGCAGACUCCUGGAUUUGCUGCAGGAUGGCGGGGACGGAGGUCGUGGGGGUGGCCUUGGUAGACUCCUGGAUGUGCUGCGUGGUGGCGGUGGUGGAGGUCUUGGUGGACUCCUGGAUGUGCUGCGUGGUGGCGGUGGUGGAGGUCUUGGUGGACUCCUGGAUGUGCUGCGUGGUGGCAAGAAGCGGGGACGGGGCAAAGGUGCACGCCAGAAUGCUGAUGUGGGCCCUGAGGAAGAGUCCGGACCUCCCGUACUUGUAUUUGUGGACGACAACAACGCUCCCCCGAAGACACAGCCACUGUCUUCCAACACUCAGGCAUCGUCCGGCGUCGUUCGUUCUCUGCUCAACGCUUUCGCAGCUCAGCGAUCCCCGGCUGUGGCCAGCUACCCAGCGCCAGCCGCCGCCACUCAGGCUACUGCCAAGACCCAGCAGCCUAGCAAUGCCCAGUCCCUCGUCAACACCAACCUGCAGACACUCAUCAACUCCCAGUCACUGCUGAACGCACAGCUUCUCCUUAGCACACAGUCACUGCUCAAGGCUAAGUCAUCACCUGAACACAAGAAGUCACCCACCACUACCACGCCCGUCCCGCCCAAGGCAGUCGACGGGCCGGGUUCGGGGAGUGACGUGGGUGGAGCUGCCUUGAGGAACGCCAGAGUUACCUCAGACCACAUCUUGGGAUCGAUCCUGAACAACGCGGUAGAGUUUGACUCACCCAUGCUACAGCAGUCGCUUCUCCGGGACAUCAGUGUGUCUCUGGGCUCUCCUACGGUGAGUGAUUCUUCACUCAGCGUGAACAGGGAGUCAAGGGAGCGAGGGACCUCCUUCCUGGAUGAACGUGAAGCCCCAGCAAGCUCAUUCCUGGACAGACUUUUUGAAGACCCGGAAACAGCCAGGACCCCAGCGCCAAUUGCUGCCGCUCAACCCAAGACACAGCAGCCCCACGAUGCCCAGUUCACCGCCAACCUACAGACCCUCAUCAACACCCAGUCUCUGCUGAACGCCCACCUGCUCCUCAGCACUCAGUCACUGCUCAAGACUCGUUCAGUGAAGCCCGAGGAGUCACCCCUCCCUCCCCGCACUCCCCGACCAGGACACUCCACCGGCUGUGCCCAGGUUCAGCAGGUACAGUUCCCGGUUACUCAUCAAAUCCAGCUUCCACCCACACGACAAGCUCAGUUCUCUGGCACUCCUGUCCAGUUUCUAGCCGUUUCCAGUGCCCCAGCUGUGGUCAGGGUCCCAGCGCCAGCCCCUGCCGCCCAGGCUGCGGCCAACACCCAACAGUCGAGCAACGCUCAGUCUGUCGCCAACCUGAAGACACUCAUCGACACCCAAUCAUUGCUUAACGCUCAGCUGCUCCGCAAUACAGAGUCACUGCUCAAGGCUCAGUCAUCCCCCGACCAAGGAGGGUCAUCCGGCACCUCCACCCCCAGUCCCUCUGACAGCCGACACACCCACCAGUCACAGGAUACUCUCCUAGUCUCCAGGUCACAACACGCAGACCACUGA
Eriocheir sinensis (Chinese mitten crab) is the source of this 4638-nucleotide messenger RNA. Its product is annotated as homeotic protein female sterile-like. NCBI's taxonomy places the organism in Eukaryota, Metazoa, Arthropoda, Malacostraca, Decapoda, Varunidae. The transcript is spliced from 8 exons. The coding region runs from base 778 to 4638 and encodes 1286 amino acids. The record is from RefSeq and is a predicted model, not a curated record.